AUGAGGUCAUGUCAGGUGAACCCUACGCAGGAGGUCAUGCCAGGUGAACUCUACACAGGAGGUCAGGUCAGGUUAACCCUACACAGGAGGUCAUGUCAGGUUAACCCUACACAGGUCAUGCCAGGUGAACUCUACAUGGGAGGUCAUGUCAGUCCUGACCAUGACCAUGCUGCACACAUCUCCAGACUGUUCUCAUCCCUGGCCCUGCACCCAGCUGCACACAUCUACAGACUGUUCUCAUCCUUGGCCCUGCACCCAUCUGCAUACAUCUACAGACUGUUCUCAUCCCUGGUCCUGCACCCCUCUGCACACAUCUACAGACUGUUCUCAUCCUUGGCCCUGCACCCAGCUGCACACAUCUCCAGACUGUUCUCAUCCCUGGCCCUGCACCCAGCUGCACACAACUACAGACUGUUCUCAUCCCUGGCCCUGUACCCAGCUGCAUACAUCUACAGACUGUUCUCAUCCUUGGCCCUGCACCCAGCUGCACACAUCUCCAGACUGUUCUCAUCCCUGGCCCUGCACCCAGCUGCACACAUCUACAGACUGUUCUCAUCCCUGGUCCUGCACCCCUCUGCACACAUCUACAGACUGUUCUCAUCCUUGGCCCUGCACCCAGCUGCACACAUCUCCAGACUGUUCUCAUCCCUGGCCCUGCACCCAGCUGCACACAACUACAGACUGUUCUCAUCCCUGGCCCUGUACCCAGCUGCAUACAUCUACAGACUGUUCUCAUCCCUGGCCCUGCACCCAUCUGCACACAUCUACAGACUGUUCUCAACCCUGCACCAAGCUGCACACAUCUACAGACUGUUCUCAUCCCUGGCCCUGUACCCAGCUGCACACAUCUACAGGCUGUUCUCAUCCCUGGCCCUGUCCUCACAACCAUUGGAUUUAUUAUUGCACUUCAGCACAAACAAAUAAAUAAACAACAUGUAUAUUAAAUAAU
Messenger RNA from Haliotis rufescens (red abalone), 949 nucleotides. RefSeq lists its product as uncharacterized. The coding region runs from base 1 to 924 and encodes 307 amino acids. The transcript is spliced from 3 exons. Lineage: Eukaryota; Metazoa; Mollusca; Gastropoda; Lepetellida; Haliotidae. The record is from RefSeq and is a predicted model, not a curated record.